Styela clava is the source of this 1935-nucleotide messenger RNA. RefSeq lists its product as uncharacterized. NCBI's taxonomy places the organism in Eukaryota, Metazoa, Chordata, Ascidiacea, Stolidobranchia, Styelidae. The record is from RefSeq and is a predicted model, not a curated record.
GAGUUCAUGCAGAAAAUGACGUCAUAAUUGCCGUGCUACCGAUCAGCUGCUAAGAGUGCUGUAGUGAUUCCAUCGUUGGUUUGAGGAGACAGGAAGAUGAGUAUUUGUGUUUGUUUUGUUUGUGGUAACAAAAUGCUGGAAAAUACAGCAGAAUUGCUUUAUUCACGAGUUCGUAGUCCUUCUGCGCAAUACAAGUAUGGGUGUCCUUUCUUUCCAUUUCUUGAAUAUCAUGAUCCUGCGCCAGGUGCGGAACGAAUGAGCGAUCACUGGUCAGUUGUAUCUUGCCAGGUUUGCAAAGCUUUUCUUACACAACAAUGGGAUUCUUUUGAACGAACACACGUGCCUAUUAACAAGAGACUCUAUUGGCUGAAAAGACCAACAGGAUGUGAAAUUAGGCAGCCGGUUUCUCAGAUCGAACUCGAAGAGAUUUUGAAUGAACACUCAAAAGAAAAUUCAGAUAACAAAAAAGACUCAAGUAGAGCAUACAAUUCAGAAUCAUCGGAUGACAUGCAUAGGAACCGUGCUAACUCAAGGCAAAUUGAAGAAGAUCGAUUUGACAAAUGAUACAUCUAAUGUGGUAUUGCUAUGAGAUCACCAGUAGAUUGAUAUUGAGAAUGAAAUUUAAUGAAUUGAUAUGCACAAACUGCAAACGCGGAAGAAAAUUCUUCCUAAACGAAUAUGGUACAUUAUUAUGCUGUUUGUUAGAUUCAUAGCCCACACUUCAUUCCCAAUACACCGUCCUAUUCGAGUAGCAGUUGCAAAGCCUUUAAGGUGCCAGUCCUCAUCCAUUUAAAAAACAUGCGUCUCACUGUUUAUGACUCAAGCGAGAAGAAGUGUUGACUAAAAUGCAAAUUAUCCAUGUACUACUUCUCACCUGUUUUGUAUUGUGGUAAGCAGUAAAAGUCUGAAUUUUCUCAUUCGGCUCAAUAAUAAUAAGCCAAGUUCUAUUUACUUAUAAAUGCUUUUGGUAGUCUCUGUUAUGGACAUUAAUUAGAAGGCCCAUUCCAAAUACUUCCAUGAUGUACGAAUGUAUGAAAAUGUUUUUAUACCUUCUAAUAACAAAUAAUUUUUAUGCUGCUUAUUUUUAAUCCUUUGCUUUUUUUGCUGGUACUUUUUUAUUUUAACUUUGCACUAUUUGUUGAUUGUUUUUCCCUUAUUUUGUACCUUUUCAUAAAAUACUUAUAUUUCUAUUAUUAUCAGUGGUGCUUUGCAAAUUAACACAGAUUGUGCUCGUCUAUCAACCCGGAUGAGAUUGAAAUAUACGAAUUGGUUAGAACUUUUUUAAGCCAUCUUAUUAGCCGAAGGGCUGCUGCUGGCAAAAUAUAUUUUAAUACCACCAGACUGAGAUGAUGAACUCAUCAAUAAUAUAAUAGCCAGCGACUCAUCAUUUAGAGUCAAGUCUUGUGAGAUUAGAUUUCUUAAAGCAGCAGCUUGGAUCAGUUACAAUGCAUGACUUGGAAUGGUCUUAAACAAUUGAUACUACAAUAACUUCUGGUAUGUAGGAUCUGCCGCUAGGAGCCGCUACAGACUUUUCUCCGCGACAGUGCUUCAUUUAAUAUCAGGACCAGACCCUUUCGAUUUUACUUGUAUGUUGGUUGCUUUAUUCUCGACUGUUUUUUAUGGUUAGCAUGGCUAUGCAGAGGCUGGUCUCAAGGAGUCUUAAAGUAUGGUGGACACAACAUAAAAAGAAAGUGGAAUCCCCUCAACUCAGCAAUGUCAGUUCACAUUGCAGGUAUUUGAACAAAUAAUCCAAGAUUGGAAUCUUGUAAACUAAGAAAUGGUCAUAUUCUUCCAAAGGUAUGCACGUCUCAGAAUUGAACAUAAAGAUGCAUAAAUAGUUACUUUAUUUCAACUACAGGGAAAAAAAUCGUGAAGAUUCACAUGGUAGAUAGCAAAAUAUCAAACCAGACAUUUCUUGUGCAGCAGCUAUAUCUA